Molecule: messenger RNA, 1360 nt
Organism: Drosophila nasuta
Lineage: Eukaryota; Metazoa; Arthropoda; Insecta; Diptera; Drosophilidae
Product: thioredoxin-related transmembrane protein 1
Exons: 4
Coding region: 173-1147 (324 amino acids)
Cellular component (GO): endomembrane system
Molecular function (GO): disulfide oxidoreductase activity
Source: RefSeq, a predicted model, not a curated record
AGUUAGUGAUUUGUUCUAGCCGGACAGUCCUGAGUCCGCAAUUUUACAUCGUUUUAAACAAAAAAAAAUUGAGCUAGCAAGGAAAAAAGCAAGAGCAUUUAAACAAAAAGCAAAUUUAAAUUAUAUACGUGAUAACCAACUCUCACAGACACGUAAACAGAUUUAAAAAAAAAUGCGAAGUUAUUUACAAAUUUUGGCCGCGUCAUGUGUCAUCGUCACGCUUUUGGCUGCGCAGUCGGCAACGGCGUCGACAGCGGCCGCAAAAGCUUCAAAGCCAGAUGGAAAACUUAUUGAAUUGGAUGAGGAUAACUGGCAACUAAUGCUAAAUGGCGAAUGGAUGAUUGAAUUCUUUGCGCCCUGGUGUCCCGCCUGCAAGAAUCUGGCGCCAGUCUGGGAACGUUAUGCAAACACAGCUAAGGAUGUCAAUGUAAAUGUGGCCAAAAUCGAUGUAACCACUUCGCCUUCACUCAGUGGACGUUUCUUUGUUACCGCUUUGCCUACCAUUUAUCACGUCAAGGAUGGCGAAUUCCGUCAAUAUCGCGGAGCCCGCGAUGCCGAGGCUCUCUUGUAUUUCCUCAAGAAGAAGUCGUGGCAAGCCAUUGAGCCAUUGUCCUCGUGGAAGAAGCCCGACACCAUUCAUAUGUCCCUGUUGUCCUAUUUCUUUAAACUGUCGCACACUCUAAAGGAUUUCAACGCUCGACUUCAAGAGGAAUAUGGACUGCCCACCUGGGGAUCGUAUGCUCUUUUUGCCAUCGCCACAAUCUUUGUAGGAGCUGCCUUGGGUUUAAUGCUUGUCUGCAUUGUGGACUUUGUGUACCCACCAAAGAAAUCGCCUCGUCAAAGCUUCUCCGAAUCUCAGGAUAAUCUGGCCAAGGGGGUUGAAGACUUGGCCACUGAGGAAAUCGAAGACGAUGAGGACGACAAUGCGGCCGAGGAAGAAGAUGGCAACAGUGACGAUGACGCCGAGGAGGAUCAGGAGGAGGAAGAUGAAGAGGAGCAAGAAACCAAGGAGGAAACUGGCGAUAAAGUUCAGACCGAAAAGAAGUCUGAGAAGAUCAACAGUAGAGCCGGUGAUGACGCGCCCGAAGUUGCCGAUAAACCAAGCACAGAGCAAGUUCGCAAGCGUAAACCACGCAAAGCGGAUUAAAGAGAUUGCGUCUUUCCUCAAACGACGAGAAGUUGCAACACAAAAGACUAACAUAAUAUUAUACAUUUAAAAAACUUAAACCUUUAUCAACAAAACAGCAACUGCGGUUUGUUGGAUGUAUUACGAACAGCGGAACAGACGACGCUGUGCUCGUCUUUAAUUGUUUAUUAUUCGAACGCACAACGCACAAACAAAUAUAUAAUACUAAAUGAA